AUGUUCUGGGGCGUCCUGGCGCAGGAAAAGGAGGUAGGGCAGAGCAACUUGAAAAAAUUGGUGCUCUCUUGGAUGCCCCAGUGCGAACUACUCAGCCCAAGGGCUCCACCUCCCUUGACUUGGAUGUACCAACCAAUCCUCUUGCACCUGAACCACCUUGUAAGGGUCGUGGGAGUCUCUCAAAGGCAGAAACCCCCUCCGCCAUAUACCAUCUUGGAAACAGUGGAGGAUAUUGCAACUUCCAAAACAGGGAGGAAGAAAGGUACUAGUAAAGCAAUGAAGAAUGCUCUCACUCUUACCACUGACUCAGAUGUAUUGAAUAUGUGUCCCGCUUUUUCUCACUGCCAAGCUGGUGGCCGGUUUGGCUUUGCACAGUCCAUUGUCCCUCCUGGCAUGGAGCCUGACUUACAAGGACUCAAUAAUCCCUAUGUAGCGGCCACCAGGGAACAUUGUGCUCUGUCAGCUUCCUUGAAUCCCACUAGAUGUCUUCCACCCACUACCACCACCUCUGGAAACAACAAUUUGGUGCAACCAGCACCUUCACAAUCCACAUCAGUUAUACAUCAAUCUGAUGCUAAGUUCUACAAGAACCUGGACCCUGCUCUGAUGUCAGUUGAAGAUGUACAUUCGGGAGCAGGAGAUACCAGAUCUCAAAGUUCAGAUGCAUCUGCUGAUGACAACAAUGACGAUGAGGAAGAAAAAGAAGAAGAAGAAGAAGAAGAAGAAGAAGAAGAAGAAGAAGACGAUGUCGAAGACCAGGAAGUCAGAUGGGGAGCACACGAGACAGGUUUUUCAAAGGAAUUUGUGCCAUCCCAACCUCGUGUCACCACUGCUCUUCCAACUGACUUUGAGUUCCAACACUCAUGCGAUGAGGAUGAAAACAUGGCCAAGAAGAAUUUAGCAGCUGACACAUCCAGUGACGAUGACAGUACAAUCCAGCCCAUGGAGUAUAUUCCUGAUGAUGUUCUACAGCUUCACCAUAAGCGAAAUGGACAUCCCUGCCUGCCUGAUCCUGCCGUCCUCAAUCUUUUGCAUCAGUCUGAGACCAAACCUCUUGAUUCAAAGUCAAGUGAUACAAAUAUCAAAGCUCACAAGGUAUCAGCCAAGAUAGCAGGUGAAGGACCCAAGGCUAUGCAGCUGGGUUGGUAUGGUCCUCAUUGGAAGAAGUUCCUUGAGGAAACGAAGGAAGAGUGUCGUGUCCAGCAUGUGAUAGAGAAUCCAUUCCCGACCUUCAUUGACGGCUUGUCGGGAACCACCCCUGAGAUCCUCACAGCUUCGCUUGUACAAUGA
Messenger RNA from Suillus paluster, 1290 nucleotides. RefSeq lists its product as uncharacterized. The transcript is spliced from 4 exons. Lineage: Eukaryota; Fungi; Basidiomycota; Agaricomycetes; Boletales; Suillaceae. The record is from RefSeq and is a predicted model, not a curated record. The coding region runs from base 1 to 1290 and encodes 429 amino acids.